Molecule: messenger RNA, 171 nt
Organism: Epithele typhae
Lineage: Eukaryota; Fungi; Basidiomycota; Agaricomycetes; Polyporales; Epitheliaceae
Exons: 3
Biological process (GO): mRNA splicing, via spliceosome; mRNA 5'-splice site recognition; spliceosomal snRNP assembly
Cellular component (GO): U1 snRNP; nucleus
Molecular function (GO): zinc ion binding; pre-mRNA 5'-splice site binding
Source: RefSeq, a predicted model, not a curated record
AAACACUAUUGUGACUAUUGCGAUGUCUUUCUAACCCACGACUCUGCUUCAGUGCGCAAAGCACACAACAACGGGCGCAACCAUCUCGCCAACGUCAGGGACUAUUAUGCGUCCCUUGGUCAUGACAAGGCUCAGAGUAUCAUUGACCAAAUCACAGCAGCGUACGAGAGC